AUGACGUUCAAUUGCGCAAAUUGGUUUUGGAACAUUGUGCCUUGGCCAGAUGCCGACAGCGAACCCGAGCGUGCCAGCACCAACCAGCUUGAGGGCAAGGCGCAUCUCCAGCGAGCGUUGGAAAAAAUUGAGAAGGACUCCAUGCGCUACAAACAAUGGGCCGCCAAGCCUUGGCUUGGCAAAGAUGGUGAGGUGGUAUGGUCCAAGAGCCGUGUCUUCUUUGCCAAAGUGGUGGUGAGUCAAAGCUUUGAGACCUUCAUGGGCAUUGUGAUCUUUGUCAACCUGGCGUUAAUGAUUUUUGAGACCAACUCAGAUGCUCGAUGCUACCCGGAAUUUGCCCUAAACCUCCAAGAUUGCAAAUACCACUCUUCACAGCAUUUGUGGUUGCUGGUUUGCACUAUUAUCUUGCAAUUGAUCUACACCGCCGAAUGCAUGAUGAGAGCCUAUGCCGAGCGCAGCAACUACGUCUGGAACAGAUGGAAUCAAGUUGACCUUUGGACUGCCAUUAUGGGAUGGGCAGGUGUGGCCCUAUCGUCGUCAGUGAAUCUGAGUAUCUUGAGGAUCCUGCGUGUGCUCCGCUUGAUCCGGGUGGGUCGCUUGGUGAUUUCCGUGCCGGAGCUGUACAUCUUGCUGAGUGGUUUGACCACGUCCUUCAAACCGAUUCUCUUUGGCUCCAUGAUGCUCAUCUCUGUGAUUCUGGUGUGGUCCAUUAUUGUGGUGGAACUCUUGCACCCCAUCACCUCUGGGCUUGAUUUUCCAGGCUGCCCCAGCUGCCAUCUGGGCUUUGAUGGUGUGUAUGCAGCCUGCUUGACUCUGUUUGCCCAAAUUGUUGCGGGAGAUUCUUGGAGUCAAAUAUCUAUACCACUUGCGAAAAAGGAACCCUGGACCGCACCGAUCCUAUUCUUCAUCAUGAUGACGGUCUCUCUGGGGGUCAUGAACCUGAUCCUGGCCGUCAUCGUUGAAAAGGCGGCGGAGGCACGCGAGAAUGACCAGGAAAGAAAGCAAAAGCAAGUCGAUGAGCAAAGACAAAAGGACAUGGUGGAACUGGCCGUGUUGUGCGAUCGCAUGGACAACGAUGGGAGCGGCGCCUUGUCCCUGCAGGAGAUGCUGGAUGGCUUCGACAAUGACAGCGGCUUUCAGACCGUGAUGCAGCGCAUGGACAUCGAGAGAUCCGACAUGGAGACGGUGUUCCACGCCCUGGACGACGAUGCUUCGGGUGAGCUGGACUAUGUAGAGUUCUGCCAUCAGCUGGGGAGCUGCAAGAGAAGAGAUCCGUUGAUGCUCACAGCCCUCACCAGGUACAAUGUGAUGGAAGUGAAAACCCUGAUUCAGGGUGAGGUCUCUAAGGCUCUAGAGGAGCAGCGUCAGAUGCUGGAGGACCAAUUGGAGCUUCUGGCGCAGGUGCCGAGUUGUGCCACAAGCGCCAAGGAACUCCAGCGGAAACGUUUGGAAAAAGUCAACCCACACGUCGCCAAAGCGGCCGCAGCUGAAAGUGAGGCUCUAGUUUAUCCUCUGGGAAAAAGUGGUUCCUUUUCGGCUGAGACACGUGCUGUGCCGAAACUGCAGACGACCCAGGCGAAGCAGUUGCGCGCCACCUUGCGAGAGCAGGGCCACCUUGCGCCGACUGAGAAAGCGCACCUCACCCGGCAGAGAUCCGGAUCUUUCGGGCUUCUCUUGGAGUCGCUGACAGAGAACUGCAAAGUCUACCAGGACAUGCAGAAUCAGCUCGAGUCGCUGAUGGCAAGUGCCGAGAGACUCAAAGCCGACAUAGCCCAAGACCGCUCCGAAGGCGCUGAAAAUGAAAGAUCAGAGCACCAAGUCCAGGGAUCGAGUCCAGACUUUGACCGAAGAUUUGAACAGCUCUUGAGAAAGUUCUACCAUCGCACCCAGAGGGAGGAAGUGUUGCAGGCCAAGUUUCGAAAACUCAUUGAGUCCAUCUCACUGUCAUUGGGACGGGAGUCCAAACAGGAGGUUAACGCCAAAGGCACCUGUCAAAGACACCUGCCUCAGUUCCAGCUCUUCACACCACGAAGGAGUCGCAUCGUUUCUCCUUUGCAGCCAUCUGACCCGAAGAAGUUGGGUAGCGCGACUGCUUCAAGCAUGGGCAUGGAGCGCAUGCAGCGCAGAGGCUCAAAGCUGAGCAUGACCAGCGAAAUCAGCAGGCUGUCAGGGAAGAUCGGAUGUCUAAGGGCGAUUUCUGAGCAGAUGAACAAGUGGAAAGGAACUCGAACCACCGCCAAUGAGAACGAGGAUGAGAACGUGGAAGAAGGGAAGGAGCACCUGAAGCGAGCGCUGGAAAGGAUUGAGAAGGACUCCAUGCGCUACAAGAACAGCAGUGUGAAGCCUUGGCUGGACCGCAACGGGCGGGUGAUUUGGCCAUACUCACGGAUUGCCAUGGCCAAGAUCGUGCGAAGCCAAAGCUUCGAGACCUUCAUGGGCAUUGUGAUCAUGUUGAACAUCCUGUUGAUGAUUUUCGAGACAGAUGCUGAUGCGAGUUGCUACCCAGAGUAUGCAGACAACGUGAGUGCCUGCCCAGGGCGCAGCAGUGAAGUUCUAUGGAUCAAGGUGUGUAACAUCCUGUUGCAAGUCAUGUAUACGACCGAAUGCUUCAUGCGCGCCUUUGUGGAACGUGAGGAUUAUGUCUGGAACCGCUGGAACCAACUGGAUCUUUUUACAACCAUCCCUGGCUGGAUCACUCUUGCAAUGUCAACUCAAGUGAACUUCGCAGUCUUCAGGACUUUGCGAGUUGUGCGUCUCUUGAGGGCGGGGCGGUUGUUGAUUUCCGUCCCAGAGAUUUACAUCUUGAUGAGUGGAUUGGCCUCAGCGUUGAAACCCAUCGCUUUCGGAUCUGUGAUGCUUCUUUCGGUCAUCAUUCUUUGGGCAAUCAUUGUAGUUGAAUUCCUGCAUCCCACCAAUGCACAGUUGGUCUAUGAUCAAUGCGAGAGGUGCUCUAGAGGCUUUGCCACGGUGUACACAGCCUCGCUGACACUCUUCUCACAGUUGGUGGCACAAGACAGCUGGAGUCAACUUUCUUUGCCCCUGGCGGAAGAAGCGCCGUGGACAACUCCCUUGCUGUUUAUCAUUCUCAUGACUGUCUCGCUCGGUGUUAUGAAUUUGAUUCUGGCAGUGGUGGUGGAGAAGGCUGCAGAGGCCAGAGAGAAUGAUCAAGAAAGGAAGAUGGAACAGAAGGAGAACGAGCGCGAACGAAACAUGAUCGAGCUGGCUAUCCUUUGUGACCGGAUGGACAAUGAUGGCAGUGGUGCUCUAUCCUUGAAAGAGAUGUUGGAUGGCUUCGACACGGACAUGAACUUCAAGUCCCUCAUGGCCUUUAUGGACAUUGAGAGGGAUGACAUGCAGACCAUUUUCAAAGUCCUAGACUGCGACGGCUCCGGGGAGGAAUUGCGAUGGGAAGAUGAUGAUAAAUUAGUGGAUUUUGAGACACCCCCAAGAUGUUCUCCGAUUUUUUUCCAACCAAACCAAAAAGAGCCAACACGAGGGAAGUUGUUACUUCAGUUGGGAUACUAUGCGAUUCGGAUCGAGUCAUUUGUGGUGUGA
This is a messenger RNA of Cladocopium goreaui, 3555 nucleotides long. The record is from the annotation of a GenBank genome assembly. NCBI's taxonomy places the organism in Eukaryota, Dinophyceae, Suessiales, Symbiodiniaceae.